ACGACAAUAACAAUGUCCACCAAUCUAUAUCCUUUGGAGGUUUUGUGAUCAACGACAAUAUGGCAGAUCCUACUUCAAAGAGUACAUUCCCGCAAGGUGCUGCUGACAAGGUUGCUUCUGGUUUUGCUAUACCUGAAGAAGUUACAGUAAAGAAGAAUUCUAGUAGAAUCACCAGUAUCUCUGGAUCCAAAGGAGCUCCUAUCCUUGUACCUGAGUCCUCUCCGAAAGCAAUUUUGAAUUCUCCCAAAGCUAGUAAUGUGUCAAAGGAUUUCCAUUUGAGACAAGCUGAGCUUGCUAGCAAAAGUGAUGAGCUGUACAACAAGUUGAUUAACAAAGCACAACAACCUGCAAUUGGAAGUCAGUUUGGAAAUAACUUAGAAAACUAUAUCGACCUGUCAGAGAAUGCUGCUGAAGAAUUGUUCCCAAAAGAUGAUAUUAUCAUUCUCCAGCCUAAAAACACUUUGGCUCUUCCUUUGGUUCAGAAUCAUCGUUUCCCUGUGUCAAACCUUGAUGUCAAGAAUUUCUGUUCUAUUGUUGAAUUGGCAUACACAAAGGGAGUUCAAAAAUAUACAUUAACAUGUUCCGUGACUGCAAAUGAAGCGGGAAAAUCACAGACCGUAGUUUUGUCCUUAAACCAGUGA
Messenger RNA from Lolium rigidum, 641 nucleotides. RefSeq lists its product as uncharacterized. The transcript is spliced from 4 exons. Bases 60 to 641 code for a protein of 193 amino acids. The record is from RefSeq and is a predicted model, not a curated record. Lineage: Eukaryota; Viridiplantae; Streptophyta; Magnoliopsida; Poales; Poaceae.